GGUUACCUCCCCUGAAAGUACACAGCUGUACAGCUGACCCCCUGACCCCGGCGCUUAAAUACUCACGUCUUGAACCAAGUCGAGCAUACAAUAAAUAGUGGACAAACAGCUAAGAAUCCACAAUGAGGUCACUCUUCGUUCUUUUUGCGAUCCUCCUGGCCCACUCUGAGGCCAGACUACAGCUCUCUAGACAGUCCUACAUGAAAUUACCCUACCAGUUUACCAACGGGGACCCCACUAACCCGCGAUACGGUCUCUUCCAGAAUGCCGCCCACAAAGCAGCCUUCCACACCGUAGAUAAAAUUCUUUACGUCGCUUCUGCGCGAUCAACAGAGAAAUACCUCCACAUUAUUGACAUGAACAAUCCCGCCAGUCCCUCCAUCUUGAUGACGCACGUGUUCGAUAACGCCGUUGACGGAAUGAUCACCUCCGUCAAGGCGUGCACAGACACCAUCGCCGUAACCUUGACCGCUGCUGACCCAGUAUCUGAAGGUCAUAUCGAGCUCUUCACACCGUACAACAGGGCUGACCGGGUAUUUACCAGAGUCGGAAGAAUAGCUGUGGGAGUUCACCCAAAGGAUAUGGCUGCUACUAGCGACUGUACGAGAUUGGUUGUUGCUAAUGAGGGUCCAGUUGCUAUCAACCCGGUGUCAGGUACCCUCAGUGAUCCCGAGGGCUCAGUCACGAUCAUAGUUAGGAACGAUCAGGGCUUCCCAGUAGAAAUCAACAUGGGCUUCCAACAGCUUAACGACAGAGUUGUUGAUUACAUAACUAAUGGUGUUCGAUAUGUUUUCCGUGGAGACCACGGCGUUGGAAUAGUCAACACAUUUUCACAGGAUCUCGAGCCCGAGUCAGUGACCAUCAGUAACGAUGAUAGAUUCGCUUUCGUCUCAUGUCAGGAAAACAACGCUGUUUUGAAAAUUGACCUGUUCAAUCAAAGGAUAAUCGAGCUUUACGCUCUGGGAGCCAAGAACUGGACAAGUUAUAACCUUGAUGCUAGCGACCAGAACGACGCUGCCAAUCUGCGUUUCCACACUGUCUACUCGUUCUACCAGCCAGGCAAACUUGCUUAUGGGGUCGUUGAUGGUAAAGGAUACCUUGUUUCCGCCGAUACCGGGAAAACAAAGACCCUGACAACGGCACAACAUGGCUAUGCUUUCUCUGACAACACCAGAGCGAGAGUUGCGUAUAAUGAUGGUGAACUUGAUAUUACUACAAUGGACCCCACUCUUCUGUCUCAAAUACAAGAUAACCAACAGCUGGGAAGAGUACACAUGAGCCGAGUAGAUGGUUAUAACAUUUUCAACAGAAUCGGUGACGUUUUCCUCUUUGGUGGGCGUGGCAUUUCUCUGUGGGAUUCCACCACAAUGGCUCACGUGUUUGACAGUGGGGAUGAUUUAGAGAGAAGAGCCUCUCAAUUCUAUCCAAACACUUUCAAUGGAGAUUGUUCAAACGGCAACCAAUCUCCAACACAGCAAGUUGACGAGAGGUCCGAUGAUAUGGGUCCUGAGCCUCAGGCUUUGGCUACGGGCACUGUGGGCACCACGCCCGUUCUGAUUGUGGGCUCCAGAAACGGCCUCAUUUACGUCUUUAACAUGAGGGGGGUCAGCGCCAACUUUGAAAGCGUCCACCGUGAGGGCUCUACGAACGAUAUCUGGAACAACCUGUACGCUAACGACGCCGCCGGCGACCAGAUGAUCUCCGACAUAGGUUUUGUCGGGGCGGGAGACAGCCCAUCUGGUACCCCAUUCGUCUACGUCAUCGGACAAGCCACGGGAUCUCUCUCCGUUUAUAAUGUUGUUGAUGUACCUGACAUAUUCUAAAUAUUUUUUUUACUAAAACAUUGUUUUAUUUUAUGUCUUGUGUUUUGUUAUUUGUUACACUAACUUAAUAAAAAUAAAAAUUACUAAUAUUCAAA
Molecule: messenger RNA, 1918 nt
Organism: Magallana angulata
Lineage: Eukaryota; Metazoa; Mollusca; Bivalvia; Ostreida; Ostreidae
Product: mesenchyme-specific cell surface glycoprotein-like
Exons: 11
Coding region: 123-1823 (566 amino acids)
Molecular function (GO): protein binding
Source: RefSeq, a predicted model, not a curated record